AUGACCUCUCGGACGACUCCAGCUUUUAUGGUAAGCCCUCCAAUAGUUUUCCAGGUCAUUGCUAACGGUAUGACAGGAGAGGAAGAUGAAACCACACGAUUGGAGCAGGAAGCAACAGAAUACGACACAGAGAAGUACUGGACGAAAAUCCACCCACAUCUCCUCUCAACUCUCCAAGAGAAAGUUCGGAACGAGGAAAAACAACGAGCCACACAGAAAAUGUCGCCCACGCCCAUGGACAUCGAUAAACCAACAUGCAUGCCACCCGACCGACUCGGUCGCGGUGAGUCGAGCUCUGCGUUCCUCGCACGUCUCCCAGCCUCAACUACAAAAGAAGAGAAUGCUGGACCCUGGAUAUAUCUUCAUACACCCGAAAGCGAAAGGGAACAACCCGAGAUCGCCACUCUCCAACGAAGGGGCCAGGAAGCGCUCUACGCCUAUGAAAACGAAGAAGCGCGCUUACGACAGGAGAAUGACCAGAAGGGUGGUAGUAACGUUGCGCUUUCACGGAAACUUUCCCCGCUAAGGCGCGAGCUCGAAGCGCGUCUCUUUGCGCUGGCGCAGGAGACGGACGUGGUGUCUGGUAAGUGGCUGCUGUUUACCACGCCGGAUAGAGUUGAUUCAUACUGGAGGCGGGUCGUUGAGGGGACGAUGCGGGGGGAGCUGGGGUACGCGGCUAAGGUUGCUACGGAUGCCGGUGGUGCGCAGAAGGCGAGGCUCAUCUGUGUGUAUACGAAGGAUUAUCGGGAUCGCGAGGAUAUCAAGCGGGUGCUCAUGAGUUUGAUGGAGCUGGGACUGGUAAGGAAGGGGGAGAGGCCGGUUUAUUACAAGUGUGAUGUGUUGACGUAUCUGGAAAUCAUGUCGGGGAAUCCGUAUGGAUUGAAGCCGACUUUGUGUUCGAGCGGGGAUGUUAUGAAUGGCAAGGUCUAA
This is a messenger RNA of Aspergillus calidoustus, 930 nucleotides long. The record is from the annotation of a GenBank genome assembly. NCBI's taxonomy places the organism in Eukaryota, Fungi, Ascomycota, Eurotiomycetes, Eurotiales, Aspergillaceae.